Linum trigynum is the source of this 2512-nucleotide messenger RNA. The record is from the annotation of a GenBank genome assembly. Lineage: Eukaryota; Viridiplantae; Streptophyta; Magnoliopsida; Malpighiales; Linaceae.
AAUUAAGACUUUGAUUAAUCGAAAUUGAGAACCGUUUGGUUUGUGCAAGUUGCGACUUGUUUUGGGUUUGGUGGAUUCCAAACUUGCUGAGCUUGUGUAUCGAUUGAAUAGUCACUUCAAUCGUGGUCGAGCAACUACCCUUUUAUACCAAUCGAGCUAUCCCCAGGUGUGGAUUUGUCCUUUUGGUUCCGUUUUAUCCCAAGUUCGUAUUAAGAACGCUUCGUUCUUGAUUAAUUAACGUUGACGAAUUUAAGAAGAUGGUCACAGAUGCGUUCAACGCUACCUUCCUGCCCCAAUUCGAUCGAAUUAAUCGUCGAUUAGAUGAGUUGAAGGUGCUGACGAAUAAAGCAGCCUUGCCAAAGAAUUCUGCAGUGAAGAAUCCAAUUUCAGAGAUGAAUCACGACCGAAGUAUUCCAAGUAAAUUCAACCCAACAAUAGAAGAGUGUAUUCGAAAACUUUCGGAAAGCUGGGCAAAGGAGAAAGAGGCUUCAAGUGGUUCGAAGGUAGAGAAAGAAGCAGCCGCCUGCCGACUCUGUUUUUCUCCGGCAAAACAGAGUUUUCCUUCUGUUGUACCCGUCGCUGCACUAGAGGAUGAUUCGGAGGAUUUUGUUGCUUCUGAUCAGUUCAUUGACUGCCCAGGAACGACUUCACACUCAUAUGAAACCCCAGAACAGACUGUAGGCGAUCGUACACCUCCAUUGACAAGAACUCAGAAGCUCUGCCGCUUCUCGGCAGCACAGAGUUCCGAAAUUGAUGAUCUCGUCGUGACCUAUGGAGAUGAUUCGAGACCACCCACCGAUGGCGACACGUUUCCUAUGACCCCAGGAACGUCAAGUGCAGCUUUAAUGGAGGAGAACGAACCCUAAAUUGCAGAUGUGAUUUUGCCAAAAGCAUCUCUGCUUGUGACGACGAACGACGGCCAAGACACCUUGCGUUGGACCAUCCAGCUCAAUUUGAGGCGAAUCAAUGCUGCAGAAACAUCAAAAACUAAUCUAGGAACGACUUCCCUACCCAGAAUCAAGCCACGACAGCUGCAAAUCAAAACACCCAGUUCUGCAGAAGCUCUUCUGCAAAUGCAGGAACUCGUCUCUAAGAAUGGGUAUUUCGUCGGAAGGACUGGGCACGAAUCCAGUCGAAAGAACGAUGUAGAAUCGUUAUUGGAGGUUUUUGGAAGGUUUAGGAGCAAUCAAUUCGUCAAGACGAUGCUUGAACAAGAAAUGCCCAAUUUCGAAUUGAAGAUUCUGGGUAAGGAAAUUCUGCAGCAGAACAUGUUUGAGCAGCCCACUUUUGAUCCAAUUUGGGAUCAGUUCUGCGAUCAUUUUGAUAAAAUAAAAGAUCAAGCUUUGAGGGCAAAACUUUUUGAAGAGGGGGAGCCUGAUAUGAUCCAAUUUGGCCAACUAUUCAUGUCACAAUUAGUUGACAAAGAAGCUAUCAAAGUUGGAAAGAAGAAGGGCAGAAUUUGGCUAAGUCAAAAUCCGUGUUCAGGGUACAUACUUUGGAGGCAUGGUUCUCUCAAUUCUCUUGGUGGAAAUUCAAUUUUAAAGGUUUGUUUUGCAGAUAAAGUUACUAUCUUUCCAAUGGUAUGAUUUAUGGAUCCAGAAGAUGUCAUUAAGGUUGUUUUCCAAGUCCUCAAAGUUGCUACCUUAAAACUGGAAAACUGCCAGAAAAUGGCCAAGGCAGAAAACUGUUUUGUGAAGCCUACUUUGGAGCUCAAUUCAAGGAGCAUGGAUGGGAUUCAAGUCAAAAGGCUUCCACAACAUGAAACUAGGUAUGUUUGUGAACAAAGGGAAGGAAUUGGAUGAAGAAUUGGAGUUCGGGAAGGCCUCGAACGAAAGGUGCGAAGUUAGUACGAAAGCUGCCUUUUGGACCGUUGCUGGCAGCUUACUUGCUCUUCAAGAAAGGGAUUUUAAACCCGAGUUUUGUACUGUUUUUAGAGUUUUUUUUUACCAUAAUUGUUUCCUAGUUACAUUAGGUUUGUAUUAGGUUUUAUUGGCUAUAAAUAGUCUUCUAUUUUCGUUGUAAAAUUAAGACUUUGAUUAAUCGAAAUUGAGAACCGUUUGGUUUGUGCAAGUUGCGACUUGUUUUGGGUUUGGUGGAUUCCAAACUUGCUGAGCUUGUGUAUCGAUUGAAUAGUCACUUCAAUCGUGGUCGAGCAACUACCCUUUUAUACCAAUCGAGCUAUCCCCAGGUGUGGAUUUGUCCUUUUGGUUCCGUUUUAUCCCAAGUUCGUAUUAAGAACGCUUCGUUCUUGAUUCGAGCUCAAUCGAUUCUUCGAUUGAGUCGUUUGCUGCGUUACUUUGAUAACAUACACCCCCCCCCCCAGGGGCGUAUCAGUAAUCCACGUCCAAGAGGAGAAAGAAGGACAUUCUUGAUGCCCAAGUUGGCCACACAUGGAAAGGCGAAGGAAAGGGGAGAAAGAAGAACAUUUUUUUAUGCCCAAGUUGGCCAAACAUGGAAAGGGAAUAAUUAGUGGCUAAGAAUCUUCCAUUAGCAUUAAAAAUAAUUUGUUAGA